UGACUGCGCAUGAGCAGAACCAAAUAUCUUGUGUACAUAGGCAUGCUAAGAAAUCAGACACGUCUGCCGAGCCAAACCUAUUAAUAUUAACACCGUAAACUGGCAAUACAGCAUGUCAUUUGAUGGACUAAAGUGGUAUAAGCGCACGGCACUGAUGUAUGCAAUCGGAACUUGGACUUUGCUUGGGUCUUGUGCAUAUUACACAUUUUAUAACAGCGACCCACGAGUUGUUUUGCCUAAAAAGGAGGAGGAGAAGGACCCAUCACCAAAUGUGAGAAUAAUUAAAUCAUCUCACAUGACAUCAGAAAUAACCUACAAGGAACAUUUUGUCCCAUAUUCCACAAGAUUUCUGGAAUUUUUCAGACCCAGAGCUGAUGACACUUCUGGAAGUCGAAAUGAUGAAAAAUAGCAUGCAUGUCAUGUUAAAUUGAGCUGCUGUACAGUAUAUUUCAUUACAUUGUCUUUGGACAGUUUUCCAGAACCUUCUUUAAAUUAAAAAGAAAGUAUCUGUGAUGAUUUUCUUUGUUUUCAACAGAUAAAAAAAUAUAAAUGUUUAAGAUUAAAAAAAUAUUUUGCUUUCAUGUAUUUAUUUCCUUCUGUAGAGAGAAUGUUAAAAGAAGUGAUAAGGUUAUUACUAUUAGCAUAUUGUGUUAAGGUUCUUGUUAAGAUUUCAAUAUUGUCCAAGACCCACAGGUUUAAAGUUGAAUACAUUUUUUUCAAUAUA
Silurus meridionalis is the source of this 724-nucleotide messenger RNA. Its product is annotated as small integral membrane protein 26-like. The record is from RefSeq and is a predicted model, not a curated record. Gene Ontology annotation, cellular component: mitochondrion. Bases 113 to 409 code for a protein of 98 amino acids. Lineage: Eukaryota; Metazoa; Chordata; Actinopteri; Siluriformes; Siluridae. The transcript is spliced from 2 exons.